CUGCAUUUGCAGCAGAACUGGGAAGAUGUUAGCAUUAGUAUCAGGGUGAUCUGCUCUGGUUGGCAUCUGGAAGAGUGGGAGCAGCAACGGUGGUGCAUGUAGCACCAGAGUCCAGGAAGAAGGCUCUGAGGAAAUCCAAGAGGUACAGUGGAGAGGAGGUCUACGCAAGAAGGGGGCAGGGAGAAGAGAGUCUACCGCAUUCACUCUGCCUUGAAGUGUGCUGCAACCACGUCCAGUAUACACAAGAAGAUGAUGUCCUGCAAAACAAAUGAGGAACUUGCACUUGCUGGCAGACUUUUUUAACUGGAAUAAACACCUUUUGGGAGACAGAUCUUCUACUUCUGAACUGCCUUCACCAUUGCCACAUUGUUUUAUCUAAUGUGCUACAAGGAUGAGCCCAGCAUUUGGAGCUAUGGAAGUGGAGCACUAUGCCAAGGGAGUCCUGCUCGAGCCUUUUGUCCACCAGGUUGGGGGUCACUCCUGUGUCCUCCGGUUUAAUGACAAGACCAUCUGUAAACCCCUCAUCCAGAGGGAACACCAAUUCUAUGAGACUCUCCCAACAGAAAUGCGUAAAUUCACUCCACAGUAUGAAGGCGUGGUGUCGGUGAGCUUUGAAGAGGAUGAAGAUGGAAAUCUGUGUCUAAUAGCCUAUCCAUUAAAUGGGGACCAUGAUAACUUGGAAAGCAUAGAUAAUUCUGACUGUGAACCCAAAAAUAAGUUGUUACGGUGGUCUAACAAAAAGACUGUAUUAUUAGAAAAUGACAAGAUAACUAAGGAAUGGGUCCGACAGCACAGGAAAGAGGAAAAAAUGAAAAGUCACAAAUUAGAGGAAGAAUUUGAUUGGCUGAAGAAAUCUGAAGUCUUGUAUUACAGUGUAGAGAAAAAGGGGAAUGUCAGUUCACAGUUUAAGCAUCAUAACCCUUGGAGUAUGAAAUGUCACCAGCAGCAGUUACGGCGGAUGAAGGAAAAUGCAAAACAUCGGAACCAAUAUAAAUUUAUCUUGCUGGAAAAUCUAACCUCCCGAUACGAAGUGCCAUGUGUGUUGGACCUUAAAAUGGGAACCCGGCAGCAUGGAGAUGAUGCAUCAGAAGAGAAGAAAGCUAACCAGAUCCGGAAGUGUCAGCAGAGUACUUCAGCAGUUAUUGGGGUCCGAGUGUGUGGCAUGCAGGUCUACCAGACGGGCACUGGCCAGUUAAUGUUCAUGAAUAAAUACCAUGGGCGAAAGCUUUCAGUCCAAGGAUUUAAAGAAGCACUUUACCAGUUCUUUCAUAAUGGCAAAUACCUGCGCAGGGAACUCUUUGAACCAGUUAUAAAGAAAUUGACUGAACUCAAAUCUGUCUUAGAAAAACAGGAGUCUUACCGUUUCUAUUCCAGCUCCUUGCUGAUCAUUUAUGAUGGCAAGGAGUUGCAGGAAGUGACUGUGGACUCAGACCCAGAGGACUUAGAGGAUCUCUCAGAGGAGUCUUCGGAUGAAUCAGCUGGAGCAUAUGCGUACAAGCCCACUGCUAGUACUGUUGAUGUCCGUAUGAUAGACUUUGCCCACACGACCUGCAAGUACUAUGGGGAAGAUAGUGUGGUGCAUGAAGGCCAAGACACAGGUUAUGUUUUUGGACUUCAGAACUUAAUAGGUAUUAUUAAAGAAAUAAGAGACGAAAGCAGCGAAUAAACAGUUUGAAUGCACAUCAGUAGAAAGCACUAUAGUGACUCUUUGUAUUCCAAAAUUAUUGGCCACUUUCUAGUGGUAGGAAUCUUUACAGACUCUGUUGGGUUGGUCCCAACAGAGUCAGACUUGUUCAGCGGAGGGCAUUUACUUACAAUGGUGCUGGACCUAGCACUGGCAAAUCUUGGUAUCCUUAUUUAUUUUAACUCUUUCUUAAACAUUCCAUAUUUGAUUAUUCAAAUACCUCUGUUAUCCCGGUGUGUAUAUGUUCCAAUAAAAUUCUUUUUGUUCAUUGUAAA
Molecule: messenger RNA, 1959 nt
Organism: Chelonia mydas (Green sea turtle)
Lineage: Eukaryota; Metazoa; Chordata; Testudines; Cheloniidae
Gene: IP6K2
Product: inositol hexakisphosphate kinase 2
Exons: 7
Coding region: 392-1666 (424 amino acids)
Biological process (GO): phosphatidylinositol phosphate biosynthetic process; inositol phosphate biosynthetic process
Cellular component (GO): cytoplasm; nucleus
Molecular function (GO): inositol hexakisphosphate kinase activity
Source: RefSeq, a predicted model, not a curated record